AGAGCCCGUGAAAUUCUAUGGCAUAUGCAAUAUGCUAUACUUGGCUUGAUCUGAUGACUCGACCUUGCGCUGAUAUAAAUGCUUCGCCAUGCCAAUGCCCUUCAUCUCUCCAGAUACCCUCCGAGGUAUUAACCUUGUCCUGCUUCUGUUCGCUUUCCGUUCAAGUUUACGCAAGGCUGUAACGACCUCUUAUCGUUUGUGUACCUUGUUCUCGUCCGAUGCUCUACGUCUUGUCUACGCUUACGUUUCUGCGUCUUGGGGCGUAUGCGGCCUGAUGAAUUACUGUCGCUGCACGUUGGCUAGGAUGCGCUUGAUGCUAUCGCAGUGUAUAUAUUAGAGUCUCUUCGUUGCCCCUACCUUUGGCGCUAGAACAUGUAAUAAUCCGACUACCUUAAUAAUAAUAAUAUCCCUUGAUGUAUGUACGAACUGUAUGCAGAACG
This is a messenger RNA of Aspergillus piperis CBS 112811, 440 nucleotides long. RefSeq lists its product as uncharacterized. The record is from RefSeq and is a predicted model, not a curated record. The transcript has 2 exons. Lineage: Eukaryota; Fungi; Ascomycota; Eurotiomycetes; Eurotiales; Aspergillaceae. Bases 89 to 337 code for a protein of 82 amino acids.